Molecule: messenger RNA, 205 nt
Organism: Amoebophrya sp. A120
Lineage: Eukaryota; Dinophyceae; Syndiniales; Amoebophryaceae
Source: the annotation of a GenBank genome assembly
GCAGAAGGCCCACGCCCGGUCGGCUUCCCGCUCCUCCGGCGGCUACCGGCAAACCGGCGCACAUUUUCGAUUUUCACGGAGCGAAGCCCCGCGCGCCUGGCAGAGUUUGCGCUCACCUUUCUCCAUCCGCCAUACGCAAACUUGCUGCUUGACAGCAGGCACGCGGGCUUACCUAUCUGCUCGCUUGCACUGAUCUUAUUGCGCU